Messenger RNA from Rhineura floridana, 2101 nucleotides. It is a transcript of the gene ACOT13, whose product is annotated as acyl-CoA thioesterase 13. NCBI's taxonomy places the organism in Eukaryota, Metazoa, Chordata, Lepidosauria, Squamata, Rhineuridae. The transcript is spliced from 3 exons. Gene Ontology annotation, molecular function: fatty acyl-CoA hydrolase activity. Bases 662 to 1093 code for a protein of 143 amino acids. The record is from RefSeq and is a predicted model, not a curated record.
GAACACAGGCACUUCCGGUGUUUCUCCAACAAUUCCCGCUGCUUCUCUUCCUCCUCCUCGGAAGGCUGUGGCUGCCGCUCCAGCGUCCUGUCCUCCGGGGUCGCUUGCUCCAUCCCCUGAACAACACUGCCUCCAUCCAUCUACCUGUUUGCGUGCGUGGUUGUUUUGUUUUUUAACCGUUUUCCGCCUUCUUUCAGGACCAGCGCUAUUUUUCCAGCCUCACAAAUUCCACGCCCCUUGAAGCUCAAAUGUCGCGCACGCGCAACGCUGACUAGCUCCCCAGUAUGAUCAGCCCUUGAAGUUUCUGUGCUCACAACCUUUACCCGACCAAUGUCAUUGUAGGAAGCUAAAGAGAUUACACCGCACCGUGGGCGUGAAUUCGAAAAGGCUGCGAAUGUUCGACGGAUGGAACGUCGAGUAGCAAGUUUUAGAACGCCAGAAACAAAGAAAGGGCGCAGGAGGCGAGGAUCAAAGACGUGUCAAUAGGCGCUCUUCCUGUUCUGUGCGGACCCUGAAAUCCGAGGGGGCCUUUUUCUCUUUGAUGCUAACAGAUCCUGCUGCUUUGCAACUAUCGUGACUUGGCAGUUCGGAGAGCCCCUAAUUAACGGACUGCAGAGGCUUGGUUAGCGUCUUGCUCAAGAGGAGGACCAAACUUUGAAUCAUGACGAGUCACCUCACGAUCCAAGCUCUCCGCGUGGUGAUGAAAGCUGUUUUAGAGUCUCCCGGCUUUGAUCGCGUGUUAAAUAAGAUGACUGUUCUCUCUGCCAGUCCUGGAAAAAUUGUCUGUGAAAUGAAAGUUGAAGAAGAGCACACAAACAGAGGUGGAACUCUGCAUGGAGGACUGACGGCGACUCUGGUAGAUGUUGUGUCGACAGCUGCUUUACUGUACACUGAAAGAGGAGCACCUGGAGUCAGUGUGGAUAUGAACAUCACCUACAUGUCGGCAGCCAAGAUUGGAGAGGAAAUCCAGAUCACUGCUGAGAUUCUGAAGCAAGGAAGAAAUCUGGCCUUUGCCAAUGUGGAUUUAACUAACAAAGCAACAGGAAAAUUGAUAGCCCAAGGGAGGCAUACCAAAUACCUGGGACAAUCAUAGGAGGAAGUGAUCACUUUAUUUGAAAAUCUUGAGGGUUUGAAAAAAAGAAUGGAGUAACGUUACACAAGAAGAUGUCUUUUUGAAGUGCGCCUAUUGGGGAUGAAAUAUCAUCAUCUGAAUCCUGCUUAAGUUGAUGGUCUAACUUCAGAUUUAUUAUUCUGUGUGAACUUUAUUGUAAGCCAUCUCUGGUGGAUUGGAGGGGGGCUCUGUGUGAGUGUCCAUGUAAGUGCACAUGCCAGGAAGCAGGAUACAAAUGUAAAUGGUAAUAACUUACCACCACCAGAAAAAUGUGUGGUAUAGUUAGUGUUGGUUUGAUUCCUGAAGCACUGAAGAGAAGGAUACAAAGAAAAGUUGGGUGUUUUUCUGCCGGAACUUAAUGCUCCCUCAUCUGAGAUUAGGGUGCCACUUGAGGGGAAGAUUCCAAUGCUGACGCCUAUGGCUUCAUAUUUUGGGGUUGGAUCCAGAGUUCCUGAGUGAACCUCUGCUUACAGGAUGCUUUCGCUGGAGGAAGGAGGUUGCUUGGAAGGGCUGAGGAACUCACUAGCACAGUGUGUGAGGUGGUGCUGAGGGCUGGAGGUGAAACACUUCCUCUUCCUCCACCACCCCCUUCCUCGAGCAGGAGCCCCUGCUAAAUCUCAGGCCCUUCUGUAAAUGGACGGUGUCCUCCUGUUUGCAGAUGGGCAGCUCUGGAUCCAACUGGGAAUGUGUGCAGGUGCUCCAGGUGACUUCAGCAUUGCUCCCUUCAGCAAAAGUGCUUGGACUGGCCUGUAUGUACUUUGAAUUCAGUGUUGAAUAAAUGCCAAACCAAUUAAGUAAAAACCACUUCUUUCUCCUCUGUUAACUUGCAGAUUGAUACGUAUUCAUUAUUACUGAACUGUGUAAAGUUAAUAGAUUCUAAAAGGCCACUACUAUUUCCAAAUUAGUGUAUCUAAAGCAUGAGCAUUUUGCUAAAAGGAAGUUCAGUAGGGUGAGAACAUGCCAACUUUCAAUAAAUUUGGUUUUGUGGAA